AUGAAACACUCCGUCAUUCCAAAACCUGUGAAAAAUCCUAUGUUUAACUAUGUUCAAUUCUUGAAGAACUUGGAUUUACUCGAAUUCUUAGUCGUCAUUCAAUAUUGCGCUGAUACUCUUACCCUCGAAGAUUAUAGACCUGCUAUAUCUUAUAUUUUACUAGAUAAUCCAUUAUCUAAACCCGUCAGAACUUUAGCAGAUGGGCAAAUUGACAAUGACCUAUUAAAUAUUAUGAUCAAAAUAAUAACGGACCACUCAACAGGACUUUAUAGAUUAUUGUUAGACGCCGAAGAAAUUAUUAAAGAUAAUUUGAUAAUUAACACUCAUAAUCACCGCAUCAUGAAAAUUGUUAACUCAAAAGGUCUUUUGUCUCAACUUACCGAACUCAUUAUGCCAACAAGAACCUUCAGUAAAACAAAAAUAUUAUUGGCAUUAAUUCCAGUUUCGAGGAACCUGAAGAAAAUAGUAGUAAGAGUGGGUUAUAAAUAUCAAUUUUUGAAUAUUCUUAACAGAAGACGUUAUGUUAUUAAGCAAGAAGUAAAGGCUCUGGCCGAUUUGAUCAAGGCACAAGAAAAUUUGGAGCAUCUUGGGUUGCUUAAUUGUACCGAAGAGUUAGAUUGUUUGUUGAUGUCAAUUGAGAGUCAAGCUGACACUUUAAAGUAUUUAUCAUUUGAGAAAGUUCAUUUUCACGGCUUUGACAUGUUUAAACACAUAGCUACUUUGAGAAAUUUAGAACAAAUUCGAUUUAUUUAUUGCACAUUUAAACUAAAAGAUGAUUAUAGACCUUAUCGUUUUGAGAAUAAUUUUCCAAAACUAGUGAAACUAGAAAUAUAUGAGUCUAUAAAUGCAGGCUAUGCGGUCGAUAUUUUAAGGUCUGCCGCCUGUGGUUCUCUCAACGUUGAGAGCGAGCCUCGUAACUCAAUUUUUGCCCUAGAAUAUUGA
This is a messenger RNA of Acaulospora morrowiae, 942 nucleotides long. Lineage: Eukaryota; Fungi; Glomeromycota; Glomeromycetes; Diversisporales; Acaulosporaceae. The record is from the annotation of a GenBank genome assembly.